Molecule: messenger RNA, 3566 nt
Organism: Branchiostoma floridae (Florida lancelet)
Lineage: Eukaryota; Metazoa; Chordata; Leptocardii; Amphioxiformes; Branchiostomatidae
Product: pre-B-cell leukemia transcription factor 1-like
Exons: 11
Coding region: 298-1887 (529 amino acids)
Biological process (GO): regulation of transcription by RNA polymerase II; embryonic organ development; neuron development
Cellular component (GO): nucleus
Molecular function (GO): RNA polymerase II cis-regulatory region sequence-specific DNA binding; DNA-binding transcription factor activity, RNA polymerase II-specific
Source: RefSeq, a predicted model, not a curated record
UGGGCGUGGCUAGCGUGCAGCUCUGUGACCCGUGCGAGGUUGAGUGGCAGCUCGGGCUGGACCGUGCGACGAUCAACCCUGCCUCCGUCCCCGGCGAGCUGUCCGUCAAACUCCGAAUAAAAACACUCCAUUUGUGGCGGUGCAUCGGGGUUUUACUGCACGGCUGAACGGCACCGAGUCCCGUAGUAAGUCCUCGCGGACCAACGUCGUUUGAAACCCGAGGACAAACCGACCAGGAUCGUGGCGGGUAGCGAGGAAUUUCGUGAAUUUUUUUCGAAGCGCGGAGCUCUAUCCAACAUGGAGGAUCAGAGGUACCAGCACCCGGUAGCGUCCGUGGCUAGCGCGAUGCCUCAGACCGGCACGACUCUGGGCCAACACCCCGGGGGGAUGCCGCCUCACAUGCAAGGGAUGGGCGACAACAGGCCCCCGCCGGACGGGCAACAACAACCCGAGGGGGAGGGGAGGAAGCAGGACAUCGGCGACAUCCUGCAGCAAAUCAUGACUAUCACCGACCAGAGUUUGGACGAGGCGCAAGCAAGGUUGCCCGAGAAGCACACGCUGAACUGUCACAGAAUGAAGCCUGCACUUUUCAGCGUCCUCUGCGAAAUCAAAGAGAAGACCGUUUUGAGCAUCAGAGGUGCACAGGAGGAUGAGCCCCCAGACCCCCAGCUGAUGAGAUUAGACAACAUGUUGCUGGCGGAGGGGGUGGCCGGCCCAGAGAAGGGGGGCGGUUCGGCAGCCGCCGCGGCCGCAGCGGCGGCGUCAGGUAUCGACGAAUGGGGUAGCCCAGGCCAGGCAGACAACACAAUCGAACAUUCGGACUACAGAGCGAAGCUGGCACAGAUCAGACAGAUCUACCAUACAGAGCUGGAGAAGUAUGAACAGCAGGCCUGUAAUGAGUUCACCACCCAUGUCGUGAACUUGCUCCGCGAGCAGAGCCAGAUCCGGCCAAUCGCGCCCAAGGAGAUCGAACGCAUGAUCUCCAUCAUCCGUAAAAAGUUUAGCGCCAUCCAGAUCCAACUGAAACAGAGCACAUGUGAAGCCAUCAUGAUCCUUAGGUCCCGCUUCCUAGACGCUAGACGAAAGCGAAGGAAUUUCAGCAAGCAGGCAACAGAAGUCCUGAAUGAAUACUUCUACUCGCACCUGUCCAACCCUUAUCCUAGUGAAGAAGCAAAGGAGGAGCUGGCUAGAAAAUGUGGCAUCACGGUAUCACAGGUGUCAAAUUGGUUUGGGAAUAAGAGAAUCCGCUUCAAGAAGAACAUUGGGAAGGCGCAGGAAGAAGCUAACCAGUACGCAGCCAAAACUGCGGCCGCAGCUGCCGCGGCGCAGCAGCUCUCCCAAGCAACCAGUGCAUCCCAUGACAACGCGAGUUCCCCCGGCGACUCCGGAACUCCCACCACACCAACGCAAGGGUUUGGACGGUCCCUCUCUGCCCGGGAUCCCAUGUUCAUGGGAAUGAACGGUGACCAGAGCUACUCCGCUGGACAGGUGGGAGCUAAUGUGGAACAGCAGGCCCAGGCCCUGAGACAUGUGAUCACCCAGACACGAGGGUACAACACUGAGGAUAACACACCCAUCUCCCAGACUCUACCCUCCUACUACCCACCCUCCACAGGCAACAACCACUCCUCUAUGCCAGAUAUGAAUGCACCAGCUGAUACAGAAGGCCAGGACCGCAGCACCCCUCCUCAGGAGAGUGGCACGCCCAGUAACCAUGGCAACAGCAGCACCACUAACCCUGCAGGGGGUAACGAGUGGUCAGGUGACCAGGCGCCACCCUCGCUGGAGUUCCCAGCUAUCCAGGGAAUGAAUGGCAGUGAUGAAGAUGAUGAUGAUGAUCAAGAUGGUGAGGGAUCCCAGAAGGGGCCAACCAAUGGCAGCUCUUGAUCUUCAGCCUCCCAUAUCAUGUUCCAGAUAGAACAAUAAAAGCUCAUUAUGUAGGUGUAUGUACACUGGGGUUUGAACAUUCAAGCUGACUCCUGCCACUUGUAUUUCGAUUGACAGGGUUCAACAUAUCCAGUGACUGUGUGUUGUCACAAUCAUCUUAUGGCGUGCAUUUUUUUGUGGGUUAAAAGUCUUCUCAGAUUUAUUUUACAAAGUUGAUAAUAUUAGCUACUCCUGUUGUAUUUGCCUCACUUGAAUCAGAAUUUAUUACAUUCAACAUUGGCUUGUACAUUAAUAACAACAGCAAAAGUUGCCUAUGGAAAUGCUUUGAUAGCUAAAAGCUGGAAGCUGAUUUGACAGUAUCGCAAGAAACUGAAUCAAAGAAAAUUUGCUCAUAUUUGUCCAAAAUUUGCAGGUUGAAACUGUCGGAAUGAUCUAUCAAAUUGAAGUCAACAGUAGGGAAUACUGUCGGAAAUAAAAAAAAUAUAUUCAGCACUUCAGAUUGGCAGUAGCAAAUGUGUUUCUAGAUGGUGAUUUUCAGCUUUGAAAGCAGUAGAAACAGAGGCAUGCAGUGAUGUGUCUGAACCCUGUAGAUCUUUACUAUUUCAGUAACUGUUACAAGUGAGGAGUGACAUAGACGGAGCUGUUGGUGUCACCUGACUGCCAGUUAGGAAGGGGACCAAGAGUGUGAUGUAACAAUAGUCAGGAUAUGGACAACACCUUUUAAAGUCUUGAGAAGGCAUUCUGUAGAUAGUACCACCUCUCACUGGUAAAAGUGCUGUAUGAAUCAUUGUUGUACUUCACGAUUACAACAGAAAUUGUGCAAACUGUGUAUCAUUUUGGUCAUUUUCAUGGUUAAUUCCACAGGAGAAUACCUGUAGAUCUAUUAUGGAGAACAAAUGAACAAAAUGCAUCUUCAACGCUCGAAAGUUUUCACAAAUUUGAGCAGGGAACCAAACUGUAGUGGUUAGUCAUGUGACCUGUUGUGACCUUUGACCUGUUGUAUGUGAGUGGCUACUCCUGUUGUAACUUAUGAUGCAGUGUCAGGCAUUAGUAAUUACUGUUUGCAGUUUAACACAAAUUAGCUAAUUUGAGAACAGGUACAGGCAUCCACCCCUGAGGCAUAGCCAAAAAAAAAGCUUUUCAACAUGCACGGUAAUGACCAAACAGAUAACGUUACUGUUUCACUAAGUGUAACGCCAGGAUUUUUAAAAAGAAAAUCAGUGAAGCAUAAAGAGAGACUUGAAAUUACUUACCAAUUUCCUAGUAUUAUUUAGAGAAAAACAUUUGGAGAUGACACUUAAAAACAGCAGACAAAUAGUAGUAUUUUUUCCUGUUGUGUAAUGGGGUUAGGUAGAAAUUAAGUAGAUGAUCAUUUUUAAAACGAAACAUUCAUAAAUAGCCUGUCAAUCAUGUAAAAUAACUGUCAUGUUGUCAGCUAAAUUUAACUACAUAUUAAUGAUUUUAUUUCACUGUGUUCACAAAGUGGACGCAGCCAAAAUUAUGUACAAGAAAUCUUUUAGCUAAUUAAUGUCAAAUAAGUGUUGUAUAGAUAAUAUGUAGUUUAGUAGUCUAACCAUGUAGUGUAGGUAGACAAUGUGCUCCCAGAGCAUAGGAACAAACAAGUAAGGUAGAAACUGUACUCAAUGUUUUACAUGUAAAGAAUUUUUCUUUUCUUUUUU